AUGCAUCGUAACUUACAAUUUGAUUACGAAAACUAUAUUGGCAGUAUAUUUUUGCCCCAUCGCCUUCGAAAUUUAGCUCUUGUUGUACGCUUAUUCGAUUUCCAAUUAUCCCAGUCUUCUGAGCUUGCUUGCUCGCGCUACAGAUUUUGGAGGGAAGCUAUUGACCGGGUUUACGAUGACUCAAUUAUCUGCAACACUCCUAUUGAAAAAGCUUUGAAGAAGGAAAAUCACUUUGCCUUAAAGCCUUUUGAUACUCUUGCGGAUCUAGAACUUUAUAGUGACCAGACCUGCUCUUCUAUCCUAUUUAUUCUUGCGCAAGCCUUGGGGCAUGCCUCUACUGAUUUGGAUCAUGCGCUCAGCCACCUAGGCAAGUCUCAGGGAAUUUUACGCCUGGUUAGAGGAAUAGUCCCUUUAGCUAGGCUUCAUCGUGCCCUUAUACUUCCCACAGAUCUUCUUUGCCAGGUAAUUCUAAAAUAUCAGACGUAA
Molecule: messenger RNA, 486 nt
Organism: Protopolystoma xenopodis
Lineage: Eukaryota; Metazoa; Platyhelminthes; Monogenea; Polystomatidea; Polystomatidae
Source: the annotation of a GenBank genome assembly